UUUUUCGCCAGCACCUGUACCGGCUUAACUGUAUAAAUACACCUUCCGUUCGGCACGGAAUCGGUUAAUCGCGGAAAGGUCUUCGAUCGAACAGGAUGGGUACACGGCAAACGUUUCUUUGUCUGGUGACGAUGGUGAUACUGAUGACGGCGGUGGUGCUACCGUUUGCGGAAGCACAAGGUCAACAGCCGGCACGUAUCGUAUGCUAUUUCAGCAAUUGGGCCAUUUAUCGACCGGACGUCGGUCGGUACACUAUCGAUGACAUUCCCGGAGAGAUGUGCACCCACAUCAUAUAUUCGUUCAUCGGCGUAGACGACAGCAAUUACAAGGUGCUGGUCAUCGAUCCAGAAGUGGACCUGGAACAGAAUGGGUUCAGAAACUUUACCAAUUUGAAGAGCAAGUAUUCCAAUGCCAAGUUCAUGAUUGCCGUUGGGGGUUGGGCCGAAGGCGGCAAGAAGUAUUCACAAAUGGUAGCGGUGAAGGAACGGCGGGAUUCAUUCAUUGAUAGUGUGGUACAGUUCAUGAAGGCCUACGACUUUGACGGGUUCGAUCUGGAUUGGGAGUAUCCAGGCGCAGCCGAUCGAGGAGGAAGCUUUAGCGACAAGGACAAAUUCUUCUACUUUGUGGAGGAGCUGCGAAGAGCAUUCGAUCGAGAAGGUCGAGGUUGGGAGAUCACGAUGGCCGUUCCGGUGGCUAACUUCCGGUUGCAGGAGGGCUAUCACGUUCCGGAGCUAUGCGAGAAUCUAGAUGCGAUCCAUUGUAUGACGUACGAUCUGCGAGGCAACUGGGCUGGAUUUGCCGAUGUGCAUAGCCCGCUGUACAAGCGUCCUCAUGAUCAGUGGGCAUAUGAAAAGCUGAAUGUCAACGAUGGAGUUCAACUCUGGGUCAACUACGGAUGUCCACCAAACAAGUUGGUAAUCGGUGUUCCGUUCUAUGGAAGAACGUUCACCUUGAGUGCCAGUACAAAGAAUCCCACUCUAGGAUCAUACAUCAACAAGGAAGCCGGAGGUGGAGCUCCAGGACCGUACACCAAUGCUAGUGGUUUUCUGGCUUAUUAUGAGAUUUGCACAGAAGUUCAGGAUGAGGAAAAGGGAUGGACCAAAAAGUGGGACGACGUAGGUCUCUGCCCAUACACCUACAAGGACACCCAGUUCGUUGGAUAUGAAGACGUGGAAUCCUUGCAGCACAAAAUGCAAUGGAUCAAACAGAAGGGUUAUGCUGGAGCUAUGACUUGGGCCAUUGAUAUGGAUGAUUUCCGAGGACUAUGUGGCCCGGAGAAUGCAUUGACGAAGGUGUUGUAUGAUCACAUGAAGGAUUAUACCGUUCCGGAACCAACUGUUACCACAACGCCAAGGCCGGAAUGGAAUCGACCACCGUCGACGCAAACUUCGAUCCAAGAAGUUCCCCUGGCAGGGGGACCUACUAGCACCACAACCCGUCGGCCUAAACCGACUACAACGGCAGCCAAGCGAACCACGCGCAAGUCGACUACAACUACAACCACAACACCUGCUCCGGACAGUUCCGAAGAGGAGGAAGAUCGGCAGCCCGAACCAGCCCCAGUGCCAAUUCCAGCUCCCGCCCCAGCACCGGGCGGUGACUUCGAAGAUGCUGCCGAUAUCGACUGCUCCGAUGGACAGGACUACGUUGCAUCGGCGGACUGCAGCAAGUACUAUCGCUGUGUGCACGGGCAACCGAUUGAGUUUAGCUGCAAACCGGGAACCGCAUUCCACACGGUGUCGAACGUUUGUGAUUGGACUGAAAAUGCUGACCGAGCCGAGUGUCGUAGCGAAGUGAAAACGGUUAAGGAUUUCAUGUUGGAUGCGGGAGCAGAUGGACAGCAGGGCGAGUCGUAGAAAAUGAAGAUGGUUUUGUUAAGAUAGAUUUAGAUAGACAGACUGAGCUGCUCAGUGAACGAGAUUACUGCCAAUCGGAUGACCGAUGAAUAAACUUUAAAUUCUAACAAA
Aedes aegypti (yellow fever mosquito) is the source of this 1967-nucleotide messenger RNA. RefSeq names its product endochitinase. Gene Ontology annotation, molecular function: chitin binding; chitinase activity. NCBI's taxonomy places the organism in Eukaryota, Metazoa, Arthropoda, Insecta, Diptera, Culicidae. The coding region runs from base 96 to 1856 and encodes 586 amino acids. The record is from RefSeq and is a predicted model, not a curated record. The transcript is spliced from 5 exons. Gene Ontology annotation, cellular component: extracellular region. Gene Ontology annotation, biological process: carbohydrate metabolic process; chitin catabolic process.